AAAAAUAGUUUAGCAUGUUUAAAUUAUGUUAUAGAUUCACAAAAACCCAUUUGCCAGUCUUUAAGCAAUAUCCCUUGCAUCCUAAAAUAUUGGAAAUCUUGGAUACUAAAGGCCUGCACACAGCCACACCAGUUCAAGAUAUGUUGUUCUCAUGUUAAGAUAAAGCAAGAUUAUUGAUUGGACCCACCGGAACAGGUAAAACUUAUGCUUAUCUCCUACCAAUCUUGGGGAAAUUGAAACAAGACGAGGAGGAAUAAAACAAAAUAUUGACUGAGUAAAAUAAACCAAGAGCAAUUGUGGUCGUAUCAACCAAAGAAUUGGCAGAAUAAGUGGAAGACGUAAGUUAAGAAUUCACUAAAGCAAUGAAGCUGAGCACGAUAGCAUUGGGUAAGGGCACUUUUAAAAGGGAAUAAAGUUAUUUAUAAGAAGGAGUCGAUUUGGUUGUCACUACAUUAGAAAGAUUGUAGAGACAUCGAAGUGCCUAAUCAAUAUAUCUCUCUAGAGUAUAACAUUAUGUGGUUGAUGAGAUCGACACACUAUUGGAUGCGUCUAUGUAGGAGGACUUAAAAAAAUUGGCUACUUAUUUCAAGGAUAAAGAUGCCAUGACCACAUAUUGUGGAGCCACCUAUAGUACCAAGGUUAAGAAUUUUAUAUAGAGUUAAUACAAGAAGGACAUAGCACUCCUAAUAGAAAAGCAAUCUCACAUGCAUCUUGAAAAUCUGUCUCAUGAUUUUGUACACUGCACUACUCUUGAUAAAAGUGAACCCUUUAUAGCAUUAUACAAGGAAUGCUAAACGAAAUUUAAAGGUUCUAUCAUUAUAUUUUGCAAUGAAAUUUCAAGUUGCCAUUUUCUAGAAUUCUUUUGUAAAAAGAAUGGAAUUAAGACUGUUUCCUUACAUGGUGAUUUACCCAAAGGAAUGAGAUCCUAAAAUGUUGCGGAAUUUCGAAGUCAGCAAUGUAAGAUUUUGAUUACUACUGAUUUGGGUGCAAGAGGGCUGGACUUCCCAUUUGUUGAUGCUGUAAUCAAUUUUGAUUUUCCCAAUUCAACAAGUGAUUAUUUACAUAGAGCAGGAAGGGCAGGGAGAGCUGGAAAGAAAGGAUUCAUUUACAGUUUGUAUCAUAAUAGCGAAUAAAGUGUAAUUGAUGAGUUAAGGAAAGCCAAUGAAGGUGAACGACCUAUAAGGAUUGAGGAGUCAGCUUAUAGUAAAACUAAUAAGGAGGAUUCACCAAAACAAAAGGUAGUCAAAUCACAAUCUUAAUAACAAUCACCCAAACCCAAGACUUAGAAACAUUAUGUCAAAGGGUAUAAGCCUGCUUAAAAAUAAGCUAAAUAGGAAAGAACUGCUUCUAAGAGUUACUUUAAAAAGGUUCAUGAAGGCAAAGUGUGA
Messenger RNA from Paramecium octaurelia, 1388 nucleotides. NCBI's taxonomy places the organism in Eukaryota, Ciliophora, Oligohymenophorea, Peniculida, Parameciidae. The record is from the annotation of a GenBank genome assembly.